Messenger RNA from Melanaphis sacchari, 1862 nucleotides. Its product is annotated as phospholipase B1, membrane-associated-like. Gene Ontology annotation, molecular function: glycerophospholipase activity. The transcript is spliced from 6 exons. NCBI's taxonomy places the organism in Eukaryota, Metazoa, Arthropoda, Insecta, Hemiptera, Aphididae. Bases 888 to 1862 code for a protein of 324 amino acids. The record is from RefSeq and is a predicted model, not a curated record. Gene Ontology annotation, biological process: phospholipid metabolic process.
GUGUAAAUUUUAAUUCGGUAUUAAUUGUACCUACGACUGUAGUCGCAACGAAGUUCAGAUUUCAACGUUUGCUGGCGAUCGCAGUUCGGAGGUGGCGUCUGACUGUAGCUGACGGAAGCCGUUAGUAUGGAUGAAUUUAUCUUUGAAACGUCGUAAUAAUCGUAUAAUGAGCCAGUCGUAUUCAUCAUUUUAACGAUUAUAAUACAGUGGAACGUCACUCCAAUGUUAAUUUCUAUAUACAAUAUAUAUAUAUAUUUAUGGACUUUUAAACUUGUUUUCAUUUACUCGACGCGUCUCCCACCGACCGUAAUCAGUCGCGUUUACCUAGCCCUGUGUGUACACGUGUUUAAUCGGAAAAACAUAAUAUUAUGCAUUUAUAUAAUAAUAACGUAACACGAUGUUUAUGCGUCGGUGUAUGCCGCUGUCUGCCCACCCGCCAGUUCGCAAAGGAUGCGCACACAUGACGUUAUGGCCAUCGGAAAUAAAGAUAAAUACUUGUCGCCGUCACUGAGGUCAGACAUGAACGCUACCGCCGUCGUGUCCGCGAGUAUAUAAAUACGACGAGUACAACAACUAAAAAGGCGGCGACGAAAACAAUAAAAUUAUAGUAAUAUAUUAUACUAUAACUAUACCAUUAGGUGUGCGUAUAGUUUUGUUACUAUUGGAGGAAAUGUGGUCGGCGCUAAACGAAACACACACGAACGAUAAAUUAUAACGUCAUGUUAUAUUAUCAUACCGUAUCGUAUUCGCAUAGUAUUCCUAUAUCUAUAUAUUAAUAACGUAUAUAACACCUAUAUUACCAUUUAGACAGUAGCUGUGUAGCACGUCGAUGUCGAAGCUGAUACUGUAGUCCGAGAAUACGAUAAUCACAAGUGGGUCCGAACGAAAUGUACGCGAUGAGACGAUUUUUUAAAAAAGAUUUAAUAGCAAUUAGCCUGUGCUUUUUGUGGUGUUGUACCGUUACAUUGACUUGGAAAAUUAAUAUUCAAUCACCAAAAUGGGUACAUCAGAUAUCUAAUGAAAAUUUAACGGGCAUACCGAAAUCCGUUAUACAACUCCAAGACAAAAUUUUGUUUCCAACGAGGCUUUUUCUGCAAAAUAUUUUCAGCUCACAGUAUCAAAUAGAAAAAUCUCGGAUGUUAAAGAAAGUACAAGAGAAAAUACCAAAAUCAUCCAAAUUUUUUUGCAAUACCAAUGGCACUAGAUCUGCAACACGACCAACGUCUGUACAUAAACUAAGACCCGGUGACAUUGAUGUAAUCGGUUGUAUUGGAGAUUCUUGGACAAUUGGGACAGGAAGCUUUACUUAUGUUUUACCACAAUUAUUAACUGUCGAUCAUCGUGGAUCAUCUUGGACAGCAGGCGGACAAGGUACAUGGAGAGAAUUUUUAACUUUACCAAAUAUUUUGAAAGUUUUUAAUCCUAAUUUGAUUGGAUAUGCGUAUGGUGAUGCAUUGGCUGAACAGCGUUUUUCUCAAUUUAACGUAGCUGAAAUCGGUGCCCUCAGUAGAGAUAUACCAUUUAUGACAAGAGAACUAGUGAAAAGAAUCAAAAUGGAUAAGAGGGUUAAUAUAACUGAAGACUGGAAAUUAAUAACAAUGAUGAUGAGUUCGAAUACAUUUUGCUUAGAACUAUGUUACGAAGAUUAUACUACAUAUGCUGAAAAACAUAAACAAGAGGUUCUAAAGUCAUUACUAUACAUAAAAGAAAAUUUGCCACGGACUAUAGUCAACUUAGUUUUAAGUCCAAAUUUAGAAAUUUUAAUGAAUUUCACAAAUUUGCUAAGCAUUUGUUUCUUCACUCAUAUUGUAGAGUGUCCAUGUUUGUAUACACACAUACAGCUGUAUAAAUUGUCAGAUUGA